AUGAAUAACCACUCCUCUCCUUAUCGUCAUACCGAUUUGCUUUAUACCCAGGAAAGCUUUGCCCGGUAUCAACCGGGCGGUUACCAUCCCGUCAGUCUUGGCGAUACCUUCAAAGACGGCCGCUAUGAAGUACACCAUAAGCUAGGAUGGGGAGGAUAUUCAACUGUUUGGCUUGUACGUGAUCUAGAAAGGCAAGAUCAAUGGGCUUCCUUGAAAAUCAUGGCAGCAGACCGCUCAGUAGAAUCCUGCGAACUCAACAAUCUUCGACGGUUGGAGAAGCAUUCCCAGGGAUCUCUGUCGUCAAAAUAUAUUGUUCAGUUCCUGGAUACAUCUUUCCAUCAGGGUCCUAAUGGUCCUGAGGAACGACUUGGGACUGAGACUAUUCUUCGAAUAUCGAAACAGCUUCUGGAAGGUAUUGCUUUUAUUCAUGAUGCGGGGAUGGGUCACGGUGAUAUAAGUGGCGCAAAUAUCGCCUUCAGUGGUAGCCGUUUAUCAAAAGCAUCUAAGGAAGAAAUCUUUGAAGUUUUAGGGACUCCAGAGAUUGACCGAUUGAGUCGUACUGAUGGCCAGCCGUUGGAAAAAGGCGUGCCGAGACACUUAGUGAAGGUAGCUAAUUGGAUGGAGUGGAUUGAUGAGGAUGAUGAGGAUAUUCGGAUAUUAGAUUUAGGGGAAAAGCCUAUCAAACUUGCCCAGCCAGGGCCACUACGCGUACCUGAGACGAUAUUCACGGAAUGCUUUGAUUAUAAAGUCGAUUUAUGGCGUGCAGGCUGCAUGCUCUAUAUGUUUAUUUUCAAAACAUAUCCGUUUCAUUACUGGGGCAAGAUGAGUGCCUGCAGUGCCCAGAUGAUAGGCUUUAUAGAGAAAUUGCCAAUAGAAUGGCAGCCCGUGUGGCAGCACAUGCGAUCAGACUCUAAGUUCGCUAUGCAGGUGGAUGAAACUUGUAACGCAUCCAAACUGGAUGAAAUAUUCUACACAAAUGUGUCUGAUCCAGCUCUUGCACCCCUUCUCCCCGUGAUCAAAGGAUUGUUGAGAUUCAUGCCAUCUGACCGUAUGGAGGCUUCCAAGGCACUUGACCUACUGCAGUCCAUGACAUCAGGGGGUACCUAG
Messenger RNA from Aspergillus sclerotioniger CBS 115572, 1107 nucleotides. RefSeq names its product kinase-like protein. Gene Ontology annotation, biological process: regulation of mRNA processing; spliceosomal complex assembly; protein phosphorylation. Lineage: Eukaryota; Fungi; Ascomycota; Eurotiomycetes; Eurotiales; Aspergillaceae. The record is from RefSeq and is a predicted model, not a curated record. The transcript is spliced from 7 exons. Gene Ontology annotation, molecular function: protein kinase activity; ATP binding. Bases 1 to 1107 code for a protein of 368 amino acids.